This is a messenger RNA of Phasianus colchicus (ring-necked pheasant), 344 nucleotides long. The record is from RefSeq and is a predicted model, not a curated record. NCBI's taxonomy places the organism in Eukaryota, Metazoa, Chordata, Aves, Galliformes, Phasianidae.
GUCCCUAUGGGGUGCAGGAGGUCCCUAUGGGGUCAUCGGGUCCCCCUUCCUCCGGGCCAUGGUCUUCUUCAUGGCCAUCGUGGUGGCCGACGUCCCCGAGGGGCUGCUGGCCACCGUCACCGUUUGCCUCUCCCUGACGGCGAAGCGUCUGGCGAGGAAGAACUGCGUGGUGAAGAACCUGGAGGCCGUGGAGACCUUGGGCUCCACGUCGGUCAUCUGCUCCGACAAAACCGGGACCCUCACCCAAAACAGGAUGACUGUGGCACAUCUGUGGUUCGACAACCAGAUCCACGCCGCCGACACCACCGAGGACCAAUCCGGUACUUGGGGGGGCGGUUAUGGGG